AACCCUAACCAAAAGCAUAUUAUUAUAUGAUCAUUAAAUUAAUAUAUCAGUUUCCUUAAUAAUUUCCAGCUGUUCUUCUUCAAUCACUCUUGUACUCCCAAAUUUUCAGCCAUUUUUAAUUAAUAUAUUCACACACAAAUCCCCAUAAGCUCAUUUUUUACAUGCAACUUUCUUGAAAUUCGAUCCUCUUAUCCAGUUUUAUUGGAGAUUAUAUCAAUUUUGUUGCGUGUAAACAUCAAUUACAAGGAGUUGAAGAUCAUCUGCAAUAAAGUGCCUGGUUUAAUCGACCAGACUAGCUAAAGAGUUGUUGAAACAGAUGGAACAGAAGCAGCACACACCAAGUGUUAUAGCAAGGCUGAUGGGCAUUGACGAGCUUCCACCUCAGCAGCCUCUCCCUGCUAAGAAAAGGAGAGUACUCUCUGAGAACUAUCUCCGGAACACGGCUACUAUAGGUUUGCGAGAGAAGAGCUCAUUCUCUGUUGGCCUCUCCCGUGGAAUAAAUACUCAGAAGCAUCAAGUAGCUAAACAUGUAUUCGGAGUUGAGAUGCCAGAUAUUUAUAGCCAUGAAAAAGCAAGCCAAAAUGCAGCCAAGUUGAAGAGGCAGAAAUAUAGUGAUUCUAGUUUUACAUCAAUGAAGGAGAAGAAUUCUUACUUUAAGCUCUCCAAAGGUACCUCAGAAUGUUUACUAUCUGAAAAUACUUCGAGAUCUCUUCAUAGACUUGGGAUUGGUACAACAAAAGAUGAUGUUGGAGAAUGUGCUAUUCAUCACUUGAAGAAAAUAAACUCAGAGUUUGAUCCAAACAGAAACAUGCUUCAUCCGUCUGGAAGAAUUAUUGCGCUCAAACCUAGCUCUAGAAAGUCUCGUAACACCAAAAACCAGUCAUUUUCUCUUAGGCCUGCUGUGGAAUCCGAUCCUGUUGAUUCGAAGUACAAGGAAUUCACAAAAAAUGAAAUUGGGGCAGUAGUUAUUGAGAAAUCAGGAAGAGCAAAUGGUGUUAAUAGCUUGGAACCUCUAAACAUUGGGGUUAGAGUUCCAAGGAAAAUAGCACAGACAAGGAACCUUGGACAACACGAACUUAAUCACAGUUUAAAACUCACAUCAAGAGCAGAAAGCAUCAGCAACACUUUUCUGAAGGCCGAGGUUCUAAAUCCGCCCUCUUCAAAUUUAUUUACUACAAGAAGAGGAGAUGAUACUUCCUUUUCAAAGAGGUCAUCUUUUGCCAAAGAAGAGAAGAAGCAAAUCAUUGAAAGAUGGAAACUGACGAAUGAUUUUCAAGAAGUUGAAAUAGCUCGUAGAAGCCUGAGUCAUGGAGAAAUGCUUGCUAUGGAUGACUUAGAAACGAGGCCUCAAUAUUUGGACACACAACGUGACAAACAUAGUUUUGGCAGUUCAUUCAGUAUGCACAUUGGGAUCUCGGGCUCGUGCAAUCCUCUGGGUAUCAGUAGCAAGGACGGCUGGAAGGAUGACUACAGCAGAAAUUCGCCAAUUCCAAACCAUUCUAUUGAUUCUAGGAUAGCCUCUGGAAAUCCUGAAGGGACGAUUGGCAAUAAAGCUUCUCUUUAUGGAUGGCAUCUAAGGCAGAAAGUAGCUGUUUCUGAGAAAAAUUCCAAGUCUAUGAACCGAAAGCAGAAAGAUAGUGCGGAAUAUAGAGACUUAAACUUGAAGGAAGCCGAUCAGUGUAGUCCAAAUUCCGUUCUGGAGCCACCUUUCCAGGAAGAGAAGCUCCGAACCUCUGAAUUCCAUGUCUUAUGUAGUGUAGCAGCACAACUUCAGUUUCCUGAGACCAACUCCGAGGAAAUAUAUUCAGAAGGAUCUGAAAUGGGUGUCUCGAAUGAUGAACACUCCGAGAGAGGGUCUCUUGAUCUCCUUCAAGAUAGUGAAAACAUAUUGCCGGACUUCAAAGUUGCAGAAAGCAGGGACUUCUCCUACCUGGUUGAUGUUUUAGAUGAGGCCAGUUUGCAUGGCAUGAACCUAGGAAUUUGUUUUGAGACGUGGCAUUCUUUGGACUGCCCUGUGAACCCCUCAGUGUUUGACUUAUUAGAGAAAAAGUACGGGAAGCAAACAUCUUGGCUAAAAUCAGAGAGGAAGCUUUUGUUUGACCGCAUAAAUUCAGGGCUGAGUGAGAUUUUGCAUUCAUUUCUGGAUAUCUACAUAAGGGAAAAAUCUUUGAGGAGAAGGUGUUGUUCUGCAUUGAGGAGAAUUGACGUUGAAGAAGAGUUGUGGAUGAUACUGGUUAGUCAGGAAAAUGAAGUGCGCAAGGACUUGUCCGGAAAGGCAAUUGGAAAUGAAACCAAAUGGUUGCAGGUUGAGGAGGAACUUAGUAGCAUUUGUAGAGAAAUAGAGAAAUAUUUGUUUGAUGAGUUAGCUGCAGAAUUAGCAUUGCAUUGAAAGCAUAUAAAAUGGGAUUUUUGGCCGCUUAUGUUUUCCCACUAUUUCCCUCCUCAAGUUACUGGGAAUAGAUUUAGUUUUUUCCAACAGCAGUUUUGAUCUGAAAGUAUAGGAUGUUGUGUAGAGAAUCUGAAAGAUGUGGCGCUAUUUAUUCUUAUAUUCAUCAAACACUUUGUGCAAUUCUUGUUUUUCUGUAGAAUAUCCCAUGCUGAUGCAUGUAAGAGAUUUGGUGUAAAUGACUAAAUAUGAAUACUAUUGGUAUAUUUCUGAAGGCAGAGAGCCAGAAAUUUAAAGGAAAUUAUCACUGA
Messenger RNA from Nicotiana tabacum (common tobacco), 2697 nucleotides. RefSeq lists its product as uncharacterized. The record is from RefSeq and is a predicted model, not a curated record. Lineage: Eukaryota; Viridiplantae; Streptophyta; Magnoliopsida; Solanales; Solanaceae.